AUGUACUGGUGGCAAUUUUGGAAGCAAGAAUACUCCUCCACACCGCAUUCCCUAACAGGCCCAUCCACACCCUCUUUCGACGAUUGGAAGAAAGCAUCGUUGACAAAGAUCAAUGCGAUACCUCACUUCGAGGCCGUGGCUGGUUUACAAUGUCACGAUCACGGAGGUCCGACCGACUCAUUGGCGGCCGAAGAAAUGGUCUACUGGCGAGACAUUCCCAAAGACGCAUCCUUUGCUAGCCCUUUUCGCAGCACUGCAUCCUCGUCACAACGGAAUCAGUAUCUUACGUUCGAACCGGAUGAGGGGGGGUGGAAUAAUAUACGCAUGGCCAUGGAAACGGCAGUCACGCUGGCUUUGGCUAUGGGACGGAUACUCGUUUUACCGCCAGAGCAAAACAUUUACCUUCUGUUUGAUGAUUCACAUCAGAAAAAGACCUUUUCCUUCAAAGAUUUCUUUCAUUUGGACGCAGUACAAGCCGAGAACGCCGGACUCGAAAUUUGGACGUUCGAGCAGUUCUUGGAGCGCGAGGCAAUGCAAGGGGGUUUGGUACAAAUGACGACGGGGCAGAUCUCGUUUCCACCAGACAACCGAACGAACUGGGACGGUCUCGUACGCAACUGGGACUCGGCAACUGCAGGACAGGGGAGAGUUUUGUGGUCGUGGGUUCGGAAUGUAACAACACACUUGCCUUGGUCUGGUUCCCAGUGCGUCGCGGCCUUUCCCUCUACAUCGGGUGCUGCCGGUGUGGAGCGCCUUGAACAGACUAUCCAAAGUGUCUUGGCCAACGACGAGUCCCUGCCUGGUGGUCAGGGGACCCAAAAGUGGAAACAACGAGUCAACUCCUACCGCAAUAAUCCAACGCCAACUAACGCGUCGACCGCUUUGCGUCUAGCAGAAAUGCUGGCAAAUCGUCAGGAACUUUGUAUCUAUGAUGAAACACUUCAACAGGCCAAAAUCCUGCAUGUGAAAGGAGAAGAGCGAUCAGGCUUUAGGUUGCUGUUGCACUUCUACGCGUUUUUAUUCUUCGAAGACUGGCGUCACGAUUUGUGGAUGAAACGCUUUGUUCGGGAUCAUUUGCGAUAUAUUGAUGAGAUUCAGUGUGCAGCAGCACGGGUAGUGCAGGCUUUACGGGAACGCGCUCGACAACACGGAGGCGAGAAUGCGACCAACAGCGGCUUUGACAGCUUUCAUAUCCGUAGAGGUGACUUCCAGUACCAGUCAGUCAGGAUAGACGCAGAAGAACUCUAUGAGCUAAAUAGCCGUAGGUUCUUGGCCGAGCAACGCACCGUCUUUGUUGCGACAGACGAAAAGGAUGACGCCUUCUUCGGUCCACUCCGCGAGCACUAUCAUUUGUACAUGUUGAAGGAUUUCAAGGACCUGGUCUCGAAUGUCAAUCCAAAUUACUAUGGAAUGCUAGACCAGCUGAUCGCAUCAAAGGGCGACACAUUCAUAGGCACCUAUUAUUCCACAUUUUCGGCCUACAUAAACCGGAUGCGAGGGUACGCAUCUCAAAAGGACACGAAAAAGGACUUUGAGCUUGGCACUAUGGAAAGCUUUUACUUCGCUCCUGCUGCACAUCCAGACUUGCGCAAAAUUAUGCGUUCCUAUCACAGCUUGGAGCAACCAUUCUGGGCUCAUGAAUUUCCAGUUGCCUGGAGAGAUAUUGAUCACGGAGUCUAG
Molecule: messenger RNA, 1680 nt
Organism: Phaeodactylum tricornutum CCAP 1055/1
Lineage: Eukaryota; Bacillariophyta; Bacillariophyceae; Surirellales; Neidiaceae
Exons: 2
Coding region: 1-1680 (559 amino acids)
Source: RefSeq, a predicted model, not a curated record